Desarmillaria tabescens is the source of this 2136-nucleotide messenger RNA. RefSeq lists its product as uncharacterized. The coding region runs from base 1 to 2136 and encodes 711 amino acids. The transcript has 7 exons. Lineage: Eukaryota; Fungi; Basidiomycota; Agaricomycetes; Agaricales; Physalacriaceae. The record is from RefSeq and is a predicted model, not a curated record.
AUGAUCUUUGAGGAGACUUUUGAACAAAAUGUGCAACGUUGGAAGAAAGCUUUCAUUGAUGCCGUUGCGAUAUCACCACUCCUGCUCAUUCUGUACCCAGGUUCCAGAGAACAUAUCUCCAUCUCACUUACUUUACAGGUCGGAGGACGACUUGCAUCUUAUGGAAAACCGGAACUCCUCCAAUGUAUUGAGGAAAUGCUCUGGCGUUGUAUUAUCGGUGUCGCGUGGGGCUGUUGGACAAGUGACACUGGAUUGACAAACUUCUUGACUGAGGCUGCACCAUUGAUCCGAGGUGACUCUGAGGGAGCGGAUACCUGGUUUUCUGAUGCAUUUGCUGCCCUUGUUCAGUGUAACCAAAUCCUUGGCCUGGAGGUUCGUGUAGGAUUGGCAAAUGUUGCUUGGCUUAAUAAUAGUCGAAACUUUAAGGGAGCUCGCAAGGUGGGACCCCAGGCAGAACAACGCAGAGGACGUUCAUCAUCGCCAGCACAGAAACACCGAGUAAAACGGAAACCAAGGUCUUGCAGUGCCCCUCCUCAAUUACUUCUUAAUGCCUGCCACCUCCCAGCUUUUACACUUGGUUCGAUUCCCAAGGUUCACCGCCUCUUGACAUUGCAAGUGGAACAAUGGGGCCACAGACACUUUCCGGCGCUCUGGCCCCAUCCACCAAACACUGGCUUGAACAUUAACGACCUCCUCACCAUUGAGCUUGGUCAAAUCGGUGAAGACGGUUCUUUGUUUGAGGUUCAAGAUCGAGCGUUGCUGGAUGGAUGGCAUAAGUGCUGUAUUAAUGCCUCAGUUUCACUUUCUGUAGCACCUGCUGUAGAGUCAGCACUGGUAUAUCGCCUGGAUUUCGAUUUGGCCAUCAACAAUCCUGUUCGCACUCUUGAACGUUUUUGUGACCACAACAUACUAGUGGUUGGUGCAACGACAUCUCAGAUCACUUGGACGCUGUCAUCACUUUCUAAGAUCGGAAAUCCUCAUGCAAAUCGAGAUUUUCAAGACCACCAAGGACAGGGCCAUGACAUGCAUCUGUCUUUACGUGAACUGCAUGAAGAAAGCCAGGAAAAUGAAGGUCUUAUUUUGAGUGCGCUUCGUCUGCCCUGCCACACCCAGGAUUUGCAUCCCUUACAACUAAUUUUUUCCAGUGACAUGGGAGUUUUCAAACAGACGUCUGUUAACACAGAGCGCAUCUUUCAGACAGAGGGGUAUCCUGCAUCCACCACCCACUUCUGGUAUGUGGCAACGAAAAGUGCUAUUGACCGCAUCAAGCCCUAUUGUCUUGGGGUUUGUACAGUUAUCCAAGUUCAUUGUGGCCGCCAGCUUUGGUACCUCUUUCAACGUCACGUUAAAAAGCGUGACAAGUUGAUACAUGUGUACCAUGACUGGGAUUCUGACUUCGUUAAUGACCCAAAGCAAUGGAAAGCAGAAGUUGUUGUCCUCGAGCCUGGUAAUGUCCUUUUCAUUCAACCAGGCACUCUUCAUGCAGUAGUGACACUCGAAAAUUCCAUUGUCAGAGGACAACAUUUUUACACUACUACAACUUUGUCAAAAACUGUUUCGGGUCGGGUUGAUACUUAUAUACAUGGGGUUGAAAUCGAGAGAGUUCUGUACUUCCAACUGAGGGAUCUCCUCUUUCGACUGAUUUUGUACCUUGAAGAUGGGCUGAACACUGAUAGCAUAGAAAAUGAUUCGUCCAAAUUCAAGGUCAAUACAGCUGAAGGGCUUCUCGACAUAGUUGCACUCAGCAACUUGCUCCUCUCCCUUCCUGCCUUAGACAUUGUCACUAUUUUCGAUGCUCAUAAACCAGAUGCAUAUGGGCCACUCAGCAAGGGGAGACAGGCAUAUUUUGACAUAAUAUAUCGUCUUCAGGAGCAGUACUCUCUGAUUCUCUUUCCCGACACACCACUUGCCCAUGAUGCAUUCACCAAACCUUUGGAUUCUCUGGUCUCACUUCGCAUUGCUGAUUUUGCAAAGACUUCUGCCAUUCAUUUUGCAUGGUCUUUGAUACUAUCUGCAAGGAAAGCACAGGGUUGGCAGAAGGUGUACUUGAAGCCUUCAAACAGUCAGUGGAGAGGACACUGGACUUCUUUUUCGCUUGUACUGGAACGUUGGGAGACUGUAAAUAUGUGUCGAUAG